UGUCACGUCACAUGCCACCAAACAGAUGUGACCCACCGUUAGCAGCUUGGAAAGAACUGACUCAUGUGAGCCCUCCUGGACCCUCUGUGUUAGCCAUCAUGGGAUGUGGCACUUCUGUCGCCACAGAAAAGCAAGGGAAAAAACUGGAGUCAGAUGAACCAGUUAAAACUCCCAGCCCGGCUCUGACUAUGAAGGCAGCUGUUUUGAUCCAGCGAUGGUACCGGCGCUACAUGGCCCGUCUUGAGAUGAGGCGCAGGUACACCUGGAACAUCUUUCAGUCUAUUGAAUAUGCCGGGGAACAAGACCAACUACAGCUCUCUAGUUUCUUCACUUUCAUGCUGGACAACUUCACUCAGCUGAAUGGGAAUGGGCCAGACUUGAUAUCCCAGCUGCUGGACCCAGUGGUCGACCCAUGGUUAGACAGAGAGACCUGCUACAACUUGAUCCAUGUUCCAGAGUCCUACACUGGACCUAGACUAUCAUUUCCUCUCUCUGUCGCUGAUACAAACACACUCCUGAGUGCAUUUAAGGAGCAGCAGACUCUCCAUGCCAGAUACGUUCUCCAGCUUCUGUAUGAGACCAAAAAGCUCCUAAAACAGAUGCCAAACAUAGUCCACUUGUCAACAUCCUACUACAAAGAGAUCACUAUAUGUGGUGAUCUGCACGGGCGGCUCGAUGACUUACUACUUAUAUUUUAUAAGAAUGGUCUUCCUUCUGCAGAGACGCCAUAUGUGUUUAAUGGGGAUUUUGUGGACCGUGGAAAAAAGUCAGUCGAAGUGGUUAUUCUGCUGUUUGCCUACCUUUUGCUUUUCCCAGACUACAUGCACCUGAACCGAGGAAACCAUGAAGACCACAUAAUGAACCUUAGAUAUGGGUUCACAAAAGAAGUCAUGCAGAAGUACAAGACUCAUGGCCCUGAGAUCCUUCAGCUAUUUCAGGAUGUUUUCAGCCUUCUGCCUAUUGCAACAGUAAUUGACGGAAAGAUACUGAUUGUUCACGGAGGGAUUUCAGACCAGACUGACCUGGACUUCCUGAGCUCCAUCGAGAGACACAAGGUGAAAUCUGCCCUAAGGUUUCCCAGGUGCAGUUUGGAGCACCUGGACAUCAGUCAGUCCUGCAGGCAGACCAAAAGAGCGAGAUCGUCAGACAGCUCGCGUCCUGGCAGCAGUCGCAGUCAAAGCAAGAACCAAAGAACCCCGAACCUGAGAAAGAAGAGAUGCAAGCUUAGCAGACAAGACAGCGCUGUUUCCACUUCUUCCUCCUCGUCUUCCUCGUCUUCCUCUUCUCUCUGCUCACCUCGAACCCCAUCCUGCCUCUCACCUCGUCCUUGUCCAUCUUCUCCUUGCAUGCCUUACUCUGUUAACAUCCUCCAAGUCCCUUUCCUGGACUCUUUGUCCUCCGUUCCCCUCCCAUCACCUUCGCAGCAUGAGCAGGAAUGGAAACAGAUAGUGGAUAUAUUGUGGAGUGACCCUAAAAUCCAAGAUGGCUGCAGUCCCAACACCUUUAGAGGGGGAGGCUGCUACUUUGGUCCUGAUGUCACUCAGAGAUUACUGCUCCAACACGGACUCCAGCUUCUCAUCCGCUCUCAUGAGUGCAAACAAGAAGGAUACGAGCUCUGUCACAGUGGAAAGGUGAUCACCAUCUUUUCAGCGUCUAAUUAUUAUGAGGAAGGAAGCAACCGCGGUGCCUAUGUCAAACUGGGGAGAGAACUGGUGCCUCGCUUCUACCAGUAUCAAGUCAGCCGCACAACUCGCAAACUUACACUGACACAGAGAGUACGAGCCGCUGAGGGAUCUGCUCUCAGAGCCUUAAAGGAGAAACUGUUUGCUCACCGCUCGGAGCUGAUGGCCGGCUUCCAGCAGUACGACCAAAAUGACACAGGUCGUGUGUCAGUCUGUGAGUGGGCUCUGGUGCUGGAGUCUGUACUGCGACUGGACCUGCCAUGGAGGACCCUUCGUCCACACUUAGCCCGCCUGGCGCCAGAUGGCAGCUUGGAGUAUCAGUCCUGCUUCGAGGAUAUGGGACCAGGCAUUCCACUGCCACAGGUCACUCCAAAUUUGGCUGAAACUUUGUUCAGAUACAGGACAGACAUUGAGAUAAUAUUCAACAUUAUAGAUAAAGAUCAUUCAGGUCUGAUUUCCAUCGAGGAGUUUCGUCAAACCUGGCGUCUUUUUAGCGCUCACUUGGGGGUUGCCAUUGAUGACAGUGCCAUCGAUGACCUGGCUCGAAGUAUUGACUUUAAUAAAGAUGGCAGUAUAGACUUCACUGAGUUCCUAGAGGCCUUCAGAGUGGUACACAAACUGGACAGCAAGGAUCAGCAACUCCAUGAAAAGAUGGAUGGAGAGAAGAGAACAGUCUGAAUACUGAACUGUGGAAGUACAAAUGUCAAAUGGAACACAGAAAAGCAUGAAUAAGAUAAAGUACUUCAGUAUAUGUUUAUUGGUAAAAUCCAUCUCUGAAUACUUGAAGACAACACAACUGGAAGGGAUGUAGUGAUGAUUCAGUGGCAGAUUUCCCGAUGGUGGUGUUAUGGGUUAGGAGGGGUAUGACUCGAGGAAUGUCAGUGACAAAGGCUGAGCUGAAUGAAGUGAUAUAUCUCUACAGCUGUCAGACAGAUGUCUUUUGUAGAAUGACCAGCUUUUUUGGGGGGCUCAUUGGGGCGGGAUCUUCACAGCCAGUGGAUGUAGUACCAUGAGCAUUUCACAGGACUGCAGCUCUUAAGGUUUUACGUACUUGAGGCGCAGCUUAAUUUGCUUUGAUUGCUUUUCCUCCACAACAAUUGAAGGCUUGUGAAAAAUAUGGUGACUAACAGCGGGCAGAACAGCAGCCCCUUCUGAAUAUAAGACUACUAUUAUGAUGCCUAAAUUAUUGUUGUUAAAAUGUUUUGAUGGCAGCAGGGCAUGCUGGGAGACAUGUUACUUAUACUUCCUGACCUUGCUCCCUCUCAUUUGUGGAAAACGGAUGUGAACUUGUUGACAUCAGCUAUGAAAUAAUUUGUUUUUCAGCGCAGCAGCAUUUUGAAUUAUGUUUAGCAAACAAAGCAAGAAAGUGGUGCUCAAAAGAGGAAGUUUAAAAAAAGAGAGCAGGUUGAGUAUACUGCCAGGACUUUGGAUCUGAGCAGGGUUGUUCAUGACUUUGCUGAGCGCCACGUCUGGGCCAGAUAUCUCUUCCACUGCAAACCUAUAAACUUGUAAUGCAAACAUUUUAAAAUAAUUUGUGUUUCAGUUUUGCUAGUGAUUUUUCUGAUGGUUAUGUUGUCUUUAAAAGUCACUCUGGCACACUAUAACACUUUUUCAUAGUUAAAGUAAUCAUUAUUUGAUGUUCUUUUUAAUUACUUAAACGGUAACAUAUAAAUGUCCAGUGUGAGGUCCCUAAACUGUUUGUCGAAAACUAAAAGAUGUUUAGUAAAAUAUAUUGACAUCUCCACCAGAGAUGGAUAGUAGGCUGCUACAAAUUGGCAUCAUUUUAUACUAUGUAUACAUACAUUUUCUCUUCAUUUAGUAGUUGGUCUAAUUAUAUAUGAUAUUCUGACUAUAAUUAUAGAACAAAUAGAGAGUU
Messenger RNA from Archocentrus centrarchus (flier cichlid), 3558 nucleotides. It is a transcript of the gene ppef1, whose product is annotated as protein phosphatase, EF-hand calcium binding domain 1. Gene Ontology annotation, biological process: detection of stimulus involved in sensory perception. Gene Ontology annotation, molecular function: phosphoprotein phosphatase activity; iron ion binding; manganese ion binding. Lineage: Eukaryota; Metazoa; Chordata; Actinopteri; Cichliformes; Cichlidae. The record is from RefSeq and is a predicted model, not a curated record. The coding region runs from base 12 to 2360 and encodes 782 amino acids. The transcript is spliced from 18 exons.